Molecule: messenger RNA, 1167 nt
Organism: Aureobasidium uvarum
Lineage: Eukaryota; Fungi; Ascomycota; Dothideomycetes; Dothideales; Saccotheciaceae
Source: the annotation of a GenBank genome assembly
AUGAUCAUUGUCAUUGACAACUCCUCUCCUCAGUUCAAACAAUACCUUCGUCUCAUCUCACAUUCAAAUUCGAAAAUGAUUGCACGAACCAUCGACAUACCUCAGACCCAAAAGGCAAUCGUUGCCGGUCCUGACAGAAACUUCACGAUCGUACACGACCAACCAGUCACGCAUCUCGAGCCUAAUGCCAUCAUGGUCAAGGUGCACGCUGUCGCAUUGAACCCCGUGGACACUAAGUUGACGGGCGACUUUGUUACUCCUGGCGCGAUCUUUGGGUUCGACUGUGCCGGUACAGUCGUGGCCGUGGGAUCUGCUGUCCGCAAGCGCUGGGCCAUUGGAGAGCGAGUAUGUGGCAGCGCAUGUGGCAUGGAUCCUUCACGACCCUCUGGCGGUGCUUUUGCCGAGUACACCCUAUUGCCAGGCGAACUGGCUCUGCGUGUUCCCGACUACAUGUCGUUCGAGACCGCAACCACUCUGCCCACGGCCAUCAACACUACAGUUCUUGCCAUCUUCUGGUCGAUGAACAUUCCCAUGUCAUUAAUCGACAAGCCGGCUGAGAAGUCAUUCCCUAUCCUUGUGUACGGAGGUAGCACAAGUGUCGGAACGAUGGUGAUUCAGAUUCUCAAGAGAGCGGGCCUCAGGCCUAUUACGACAUGUUCGCCCAAGAACUUCGAGUUUGUCAAGUCGUUUGGUGCUGAAGCUGUCUUCGACUAUCGCUCGCCGACUUGCGGAGCAGACAUCAAGAAGUACACCAAAAACGCGUUGGGAUAUGCAAUCGACUGCAUCACAGAGGAGUCGAGCAUGAAGAUUUGCUACGAAGCAAUCGGACGCGCCGGCGGUCGCUACAUCGGAAUGGACCCAUUCCCUGCACACGUCGCGGCCACGCGCAAGCUCGUCAAGUCAGACUGGGUUGUCGCGUUCCGCAUCACAGGCAUGCCUUGCAACUGGCCCGCGCCAUUCACUAGCGAGGCAGAUCCAGAGCUGUCAGAGUCCGCGAUCCCGUUCUUCAACUCCAUGGAGAAGCUGCUUGCGGAUGGCCAAAUCAAGACUCAUCCCGCGAGGAUCAGCGACGGCGGGCUCGAGGCGGUUAUCGAUGGCGUGGACAUAUUGCGUCGUAAGGAGAUCAGCGCGGAGAAGCUGGUCUACACGACUGUUGCAAAGGAGUGA